AGGCCCAGUCAUUGCGCAACAUUCCUAAACGCAAUCUCUGAAAAUACAACAGUUUUGAUGGCAAUUAUUUAACAGAGCAGCAUCCCAGCUUUUCAGUGCUGUAUGAUUUAUUUCUCAACUUUUGCUCAAUUGGCAGCGCUUUAUAAUCUUGAGUGUUGCAUGACAAUAAAAAAGUAACCGCGGGAAGCGCGUCGGCCUUUCGAAUGCAUAAACGGCAUUGCAUGUGAGAGGAGCUAGCUGGAAUGGAUCCAAAGAAGCCUAGUUUCCCAGGCCUCCCUGGUGCAACCCGCAUUCCUUGGCUGCAGCAGCACGCAUGGGGUCGAGGACUGCGUUCAGAUGAACCAGCAAUAGGACGAGCCAGAGGCCUUAUGUUUGCAACAGAUGGGUCUGCUAGCUUAGGAAGAGCCAGGGGUUUCACCACCGCUGGUGAUACACUGCUUAUGCAGUACGGGAGAGGAGUGCCCUUCCCAGUGAGCGAUCCCUUCAUUGGCUUUGCCAGGGGGAUACCCAUGCCUAGAUCAGAAGAUGGUGGGAUUAGCCACCCUAGAGGGUGGCUUCUCUCGACAGCUGAUCCGACCGUAGGUGUGGCAAGAGGGGAACCCCUUCUUGGUUUGGGGCCUCACCCUGGACAAGCCACUCCAGGUCAGCUUGCAAAGCAAGACUUGCCUGAAGAGAUGCCAAGUCUGCAGGCAGAAGAGGAAGUAGUAGCCAAACAGGUGGACAUGUCCACCCAAGGCCAGGGAUCGUCGCUGGUGUCCAUGUUCAGAGGCAUGGGGAUCGAUCCCUCAAAGACCUGGGGCAGGGGAGGGCUGCCAGUGGGGAGGGGUGCUUUUGGAGCAGAGCUCCAACCACAGACAUCCCCUGUUGGAGCAGUGGCAGUUGCCGGCCCGGGUGGAGACAGAUUCCCUGAGGACAUGAUGGGCCAAGGUAACAGCUUCCUUGGCCGAGGUGUACCAUCUCAGAUGGUGGGAAUGGGACGUGCGUCGAUGCUCCCCUUGGGUACUGGGAGGGGACCAACUGUGCCCCCUACUCUCCCUCCAUCCCCACCCAAAGAGGCUCAUAUGACUCCAGAUUGCUCUCAAACUAAGGGAGAACUUAAGAUGGAGGCCACCUGUGAAACAUUACACAAGACUGGUACCAAAGGAACACCAUUGCCCAUAGGCUCAAACCACAUCACCAUUCACUGCAGGAAUGAGGCAGUCUAUCAGUACCAUGUCACUUUCACUCCUAAUGUGGAGUCAAUGGGUAUGCGAUUUGGCAUGAUGAAGGACCAUCGCCCCACUACUGGGGAGGUUGUUGCUUUUGAUGGCUCAAUUCUCUACCUCCCUGUGAAGAUGGAAGAGGUGGUUCACCUAAAGAGUGUGAGACGAACUGACAACCAGGAGGUUGACAUCAAGGUCCAAAUGACUAAGAUCCUUCCACCCAACUCUGACCUGUGCAUCCCCUUCUACAACGUGGUGCUGAGAAGGGUAAUGAAGAUCCUGGGACUGAAGCUUGUGGGGCGGAAUCAUUACGAUCCAAAAAGCGCAGUCAUACUUGGGAAGCAUCGGUUGCAGGUGUGGCCAGGUUACUCAACGUGCAUAAAGCACACUGAUGGAGGCCUGUACCUCCAGGUGGAUGUGUCCCACAAAGUGCUGCGAAAUGACUCUGUCCUCGACUGCAUGAACGUGAUCUACCAGCAAAGCAGGGAGAGCUUCCAGGAUGAGUGCACCAAAGAGCUGAUAGGCAGCAUUGUUAUCACCCGAUACAACAACCGCACCUACCGCAUCGACGACAUUGAGUGGGGCAAGUCCCCCAAAGACACCUUCACCAUGGCCGACGGCUCAACGACCACUUUCGUCGAGUACUACAGCAAAAACUAUGGCAUCACCAUAAAAGAGAUGGACCAACCCAUGCUUAUCCAUCGACCCAAAGAGAGGUCCAAGCCAGGGGGAAAGCAAGUCAUAACCGGCGAGAUCCUGCUUCUGCCAGAGCUCUCCUUUAUGACUGGAAUCCCUGACAAAAUGAGAAAGGAUUUCCGCGCCAUGAAGGACUUGACGAUGCACAUCAAUGUGAGUAGUGAGCAGCACACUCACUCCCUGAAGCAGCUCCUGAAGAACAUCAACACCAACCCAGAGGCCCAGACAGAACUGGCACGCUGGGGGCUGGAGAUCAGUCAAGACAUCCUGGUGACUAUAGGAAGAAUUCUGCCUCUGGAGACCAUCUGUCUGCAGUCAGUGUCCUUUGUCACCGGAGCUGAUGUCAGCUGGUCCAGAGAGGUUAUCAGGGAUGCUUCUAUCAGUUGUAUCCCCAUGAACUGCUGGGCCAUUUUCUACCCUCGGCGCUGUGCUGAGCAGGCCGAGGAGCUAGUGUCCUGCUUUGGGAAGGUGGCCGGACCUAUGGGCCUGAGGCUGGAUCGGCCCAUCCGCGUGGAGCUGAAGGACGACCGCACCGAGACCUACGUCAAGAGCAUCCACUCCCAGCUCACUAGUGAGCCCAAUGUGCAGUUGGUAGUGUGUAUUAUGACAGGCAACAGAGACGACCUCUACAGUGCCAUCAAGAAGCUGUGCUGCGUCCAGAGUCCCGUGCCCUCUCAGGCCAUUAACGUCCGGACCAUCUCCCAACCCCAAAAGCUGAGGAGCGUAGCCCAGAAAAUCCUGCUGCAGAUGAACUGCAAACUGGGAGGAGAGCUGUGGACUGUGAACGUCCCUCUGAAACAUCUGAUGGUGAUUGGAGUGGACGUCCAUCACGACACCAGCAAGAAGAACAGAUCAGUCAUGGGCUUCGUCGCCAGCCUGAAUAGCUUGCUGACUAGGUGGUACUCCAGAGUGACCUUCCAGAUGCCCAACGAGGAGAUCAUCAACGGGUUCAGAGUGUGUCUGCUGGCUGCACUGCAGAAAUACUAUGAGGUGAACCAUAACUUCCCGGAGAAGAUUGUGGUAUAUCGGGACGGAGUGUCUGACGGCCAGCUGAAGACAGUGGAGCUGUAUGAGAUCCCUCAGCUGCUCAAGUGUUUUGAAACAUUCCCAAACUAUGAGCCCAAGCUCGCCUUCAUCGUGGUACAGAAACGUGUCAGCACCAACCUGUACUCCUGCUCCGGGGACCGCUUUGGAACGCCUCCGCCAGGAACUGUCCUGGACCACACAGUCACCAACAGGGAAUGGGUUGACUUCUACCUAAUGGCGCAUCACGUUCGACAGGGCUGUGGCCUGCCUACACACUACAUCUCAGUCUACAACACAGCAAACCUCUCCCCAGACCACUUGCAAAGGCUGACCUUCAAAAUGUGCCACAUGUACUGGAAUUGGCCCGGGACUAUCCGGGUGCCUGCGCCGUGCAAGUAUGCCCACAAACUGGCCUUCCUGUCGGGCCAGUAUCUCCACUCAGAGCCAGCUAUCCAGCUGGCAGACAAGCUGUACUUCCUCUAAUGUGUGCCUCCUUAGGCUCAGCCCCUCUUAGAAGGAGCAUACCAGUCUGCACAACAAUUAACAUGUCGCAACAGAGAAAGCCUUGAAGAAGAAGAAAAAUGGAAGGAGGAAAAUAAAUGAGAAAGGGGGGAGGCUUUCACAUUGACUUUUGGAUCAGAUAAAAUAUAUUUUUUUGUUUUGUUUAGCAGUCAGUGUUCUAAUGGUGUCUGACAUAGACCCCCCCACCCCCAGGCACUGUUGUCGUAGAAACUGUGUGUCCUAUUGCAGGUUGUAUGUUGGAAUUUAGAAACAAUGCUCUGUUUUUAAAUUGAAUCUAUUUUUGCUACAUGAAGUAAUCCAACUAGGUAUACACUGCCAUUAUAGGGCAUCAUUGUCGAUGAGAGAAGACCAUGAUACUCUUUAAGAUGGCGGCGUAUCGAUUGUUGGACUACUUCAUGUAGCUAAUUUAAUAAUGAAGGAUUUCCUAAAUUCCAAUGUUCCCCCUGUAACUAGCUAUGGGAGUUCAGAAAACACUGACUUGGGAAUGAAGAAAGUAUUGACUAAAGGUUGAGUCAAAGAUCCUGAUUAUGGCUACUGAUUACUGCUACACAUCAGCUUGUGCAUGCCCUCAGACACAAGCUUUCGCUCUGCCGCUGAGGUUCGAUUUUACAUGGCUAACAGUUUGAGAGUUAAGAAAUAUAGCUGCUUUCAGUGCUUUGAGGAAUGGGAACAAAUGUUUAUAAAACAAAAAAGGGCCAGUUUUCCACGGUUUGCAUGACCCACGGAGACCAGAGGAGAUUUUAUUUUUGUGAAGUGAUAGUGUGAAAUUCAAGUCUGUUGUAAUGUAAUACAACCAUAGUGGGUUUUAUUUGUGUUGUCCUCUGUUUUGUUGCUCCAGAUACAUUGCUGUUGCAAAUAAAACUGGUGUGUGUAUGGGAAGUUUUCUUAA
Oncorhynchus gorbuscha (pink salmon) is the source of this 4335-nucleotide messenger RNA. It is a transcript of the gene piwil2, whose product is annotated as piwi-like RNA-mediated gene silencing 2. Lineage: Eukaryota; Metazoa; Chordata; Actinopteri; Salmoniformes; Salmonidae. The transcript has 23 exons. Gene Ontology annotation, molecular function: protein binding; piRNA binding. Gene Ontology annotation, biological process: regulatory ncRNA-mediated gene silencing. Gene Ontology annotation, cellular component: P granule. The record is from RefSeq and is a predicted model, not a curated record. The coding region runs from base 243 to 3407 and encodes 1054 amino acids.